CCGGGUCUCUUCUGUAUCAGAACCGGUUCUGGUCCAGCUGGGUCCUGCCGUUUGCCGGUGGGGGGUCGAUGAGGCCUCGUGAUUACCCAGACUCUGCUGGGGUCACAGAGCUGCUCCACCGCGACCCCUGCUGGAUCCUGAACGACAUUACAACCUGAAACACAGAUUCAGUGACUUCGUACAUGUAAAGUUAUAAAAGUCAUCGUGUUUAUGUUGUAUUAUUUGUUUCUUAAUCGAAGUUUAACAUAUCUCUGCUUUUAUGCUUAUUAAAUAAUGUGAUUUCUCAUAACAUAAAAACCAAAGUGAAAGUUCUGUGAAUGUGACGGCGCUGAUGUUGUAUUUGAGGCAGGGACGUUUUUAAUAUAAAGAUUUAUUGAGGUGAUGACGUUUGAUGGAAGUUCCUCCACCCGUCACGUGGUGCUGGAGAGGCAGGUGAGCAUCAAGCCUGCAGGGACGCUGGUGGAGGUCUGGGCUGGUGGUCUGCCUGCUGCAGGUCAUCCGAGAACAAAGUGGGAUUUUAGUUCCAGUCGUGGUCAAAAAUGAGUCGAUGCAACAUUUAAAAUGAAGAACGUUCUGCAGCGGGUGGACGUGCAGAAGAAGAGCUACUUCGACGUGUUCUACCGAGCAGCUCCCGUCCCGGAUUCUCCUGACCCAGCAGUCCGGUUCAGACCGGUUCAAGAUGGCGGCCCUGUUGAGACCCCUGAGGAUCUUUCUCUCCACCAAUCACUGCGCAGCGACCUGCCGCUGCUCAAGCUUUGUGUCCAGAAUGAGGCUGGUGAACAGGCUAAAGGAGGACGAUGAGUUGUGCGUUGCUGCCCUGCAGGACGGCGUCUUCUUCCUGUUCCACCGUCUGAGUCCUCUGCUGCAUCGCGGCAACAACGGAACCUUCAGGCCCAUCCCGCUCACUUGCUCAGAUCUGCAGUCAGUCUUGCAGAGAUUUGGUUCUGAUGGGUCCCUGCUGAAGGCGUCGGUUCUGAUUGGCUGUUCUGAACAGAACCAGGCUCAGUUCUGCCUGGAUGUCGGAGAACUGGAUCAGGCAUGUGUAGCCGAGGCGUGUCGGGGAACCUUUAUGGAUCUGAGGAAAGCCUUCUUCCUUCUACCAGCAGCUGAGUCGCCUCUAGUAGCCAAGGGCCAGGCACUGCUGCGCUGGCAUCAGACAAAUAGGUUCUGCAGCGCUACCGGCCAGCCAACUGUCCGGAACCAGGCUGGCAGCCAGAGGGUCUGCAGCAGCAACGGGUCCAUCAUCUACUACCCGAAGAUGUCUCCGGUGGUUAUCGUCCUGGUGUCUGAUGGGACGCGCUGCCUGUUGGGCCGUCAGGCCUCUUUUCCACCAGGCCUCUACAGCGCUCUGGCAGGUUUCUGUGACAUGGGUGAGACUCUGGAGGAGGCUCUGUGCAGGGAGGUGGCAGAGGAGGUUAGUCUGGAGGUCCAGAGCAUCUCGUACAGUUCCUCGCAGCACUGGCCGUUCCCUCACAGCUCCUUCAUGUUGGGCUGCCAUGCCACCGUUAGCCCCGCCCACAUUCAGCUGGACGUGGACCGCUCUGAGCUAGAGGACGCUCGCUGGUUCACUCUAGAGGAAAUCACCUGCGCUCUCCAGGUGAAGACUCCACCCAGAAGAGGUGACCCCCCCACCGUCUGGCUGCCCCCCCAACAGGCCGUGGCCAAUUACCUGAUCACGGAGUGGUGGGACCGCCAGCGACGCAGCGAGAACUCAGCCUGACGUCUGAACACAUUGGAGAGCAGAUGACAGCCCCGACCCCUCUUCUGGCUCCGCUCCUCGUGCAGAUAUAAGAUGGCCAUUUCUGUUGCAGCUGUCCAGCCUAAGGGUCACAUGACCUCCACACCUGAUCCUCAGAAGAAAAGGCUCACUUAUACCUUCAUAGAAGAGGGGGUGGGGCUGAGGGCGGGGCCAGGUCCACAUGUACCUUACAGGUGUUUAUCAGAUGUUUUCCAGGUUUUACUUUUUAAUUUUUUUUACUUUUAGUUUUAAUAAUGCACCAGCUCCACCUGGACUCCAUUGCCUUUUCUGAUUGGUCCCACAGCAAAAUGAGCUGAGACUCGGACAAAGUUUGCGGUGGUUCUGAUUUGUUCUGACAGAGGAGCCAUUCGCCUGAAGAUUCUGGUCCCCGGUGGACCUCCAGAGUCCUGCGUAGAUGGGGCGGACCUCACCUGAGCCACUGUUGCACUGGGAUGGACCAGAGGCCUUGUGAUGGACCGAGCAGUGAAGGACAGACAGGCACAGAAUUUCAAAACAGGGCUUUUAUUUUCACCGACAAGUAUCUAAAACAGUUUAGUAAUAAAUGAGUAAUCGGCUGUAAAAGAGGUCAGCGUAACCAAACUCCAACAGCUGGAGGCAAAAAUAACGCUAACAAAUGAAGCGACCCCCCCGAACAUUGUGCCGGCUCCGCCCCGUGGCCACCUGCUGGUUCCCACGGCGACAACUCUGGAAAACAAAAUAAAACACCACAAUAUACACACGGCAAUUUCACAGUAAAUGUGACGUUAAUGAUUAAAUUCAAAUAAAUCAUACAUUGGUCCAUAAAUUAAACCAUAAAUCUGAUUCGUUGUCGUCAUGGAAACUAGCUUUGAUUUAUAAAAAUGUUUGUUCAAACAUUUUCAGUCUAAAAUCUGUAACUCCAGGAAGUUUAAAUAAAAACUGAAUUUAAAGCUU
This is a messenger RNA of Melanotaenia boesemani (Boeseman's rainbowfish), 2671 nucleotides long. RefSeq names its product NAD(P)H pyrophosphatase NUDT13, mitochondrial-like. Lineage: Eukaryota; Metazoa; Chordata; Actinopteri; Atheriniformes; Melanotaeniidae. The transcript has 9 exons. Gene Ontology annotation, molecular function: hydrolase activity; metal ion binding. The coding region runs from base 680 to 1720 and encodes 346 amino acids. The record is from RefSeq and is a predicted model, not a curated record.